This is a messenger RNA of Mitosporidium daphniae, 1272 nucleotides long. RefSeq lists its product as uncharacterized. The annotation marks the transcript as partial. The record is from RefSeq and is a predicted model, not a curated record. The transcript is spliced from 2 exons. NCBI's taxonomy places the organism in Eukaryota, Fungi, Microsporidia.
AAUUUUGGUGUCCAAAUCUCGUUGAUGCAUCUAUUUCAGGAGCUCCAUGGUCGUUGCAUUGAUGCUGCCUGCAAUUCAUUGAAGCCGUUCAUGUCUAUUUCAUCCGCAGAGAGGUUAAAUUUAUGCUUAAAAGAGUCUCUCUUAUUUGCAGAGAGGGAGCAUCAACUAUCUGGAGCUUUGAUCUCCUCCCUUAAAAAUUGCAUUGUUGCCUUUUUCAAGGAAAUUUUUUUUUCUACUUCUUCCAUUGCUGGCAAUUCCAUUUUAAAGGAUCAGGUCGAGCCAUUUAUUAAUCAAUAUAUUAACCCUUGGCUUGAUAUUGUAGGCCAUUACUAUUUAACCGGAGCUUGGAAUCUCGCCUAUUACAGCGUGCUGCUUUACCUUUUAGACUAUAGCGAAUCAUCAUCUGAUAGUGCUAUUGGAAAUUUAAACAAGUAUUUGCAAGAUACCUCACAUUUAAGAUACACAUUUCCUUUUGUUCUCGUUGAGGAGUGCUGCUGUUCGAAACUUUUAUUUGCCGAAGAAUUCCAACACGCUGUUGCUAGUAAACUUUUGCUUUCAGCAUCUCUGCUUCAUCAACAACGAGAUGAGAAAACAACCAUCGACAGCCUUUUGAAUCGACUUUCCAUAUUAAAGUCAAUAUUGUUGAAUGGAAAGCAGGAAAACGUUCCGCCAACUACUCCCUCUUCUGCUUUUGUAUUUCUGUUUUUUUCGUGUGAAAUCAUGAUAUCUGACCUAUAUGUUAAGUUUUAUUCGAUAGAAAAAUCUUUUCAGUUUAAGCCAAACUGCCAAAGCAUUUCAAUAGGCCCCAUGGAGAUAUCUAUAUAUAGCCUUAAUGCCUCCUCUUGGCAGGAAAUUCCUCGUCCUCUUUCAGGAACUUCUAUAUUAAAAUUUACAUCCGCCCAAGUGCAAAGAAACGCCUUCAAAAUGCAUCCUUUAAUUUGUUUUGUCUUGAGGACUUUUCCUGAUAUUUUUGAGCAGAAAAUCAACCUGRGAAUGUACCUCGAAUGGUCUUUACUCAUCGGCACCAUCGACUUAUGCGUUUUGGAUCAAGUUUUUUUCGAGAUACCUUUGCUUUCUGCAAUCGUAUUUUUGAUCGCGAAUCAAGAAAACUUGGUAACUGUCAAUGAUAGCAAUACGAUCUCUUUUAGUAGGAUUGACAUCUUUGGGUUUCUUGCACCGAAAUAUUUCAUUGAUAUGGGCCCUACCGAUUUGGAAGAAAUAACUAACUGUAUUGCAUAUUGGAACCAUGUAUCUCAAACCAACUUAUCUUAA